Molecule: messenger RNA, 504 nt
Organism: Miscanthus lutarioriparius
Lineage: Eukaryota; Viridiplantae; Streptophyta; Magnoliopsida; Poales; Poaceae
Source: the annotation of a GenBank genome assembly
AUGGCUGACAUUGAAAAUUUGUGGGGUGGCCCUACAGAAAAGAGUAAUGUUUUAGGGUGGUAUAAGCGGAGGGGAACUGCAGUGACCAUGAAGCGCAUGCUGGAAACCUCAUUUCCUGGCAUUCAUGUUAUCUUGCAGAAUUAUCCUCCUCCAUUCCCCAAGCGUGUACUCAGCAAAGUUAUCCCAAUUGUUCAAGUUGGAGCCAUUGCAACAAUACUGGCUGGUGACCAGAUUUUCCCAAGGCUUGGAAUGGUUCCUCCUCCAUGGUACUACUCACUUCGCGCCAAUAGAUUCGGAACCAUGGCAACAAUCUGGCUAUUUGGCAAUUUUGCUCAGUCCUUUCUACAAAGCUCUGGUGCCUUUGAAGUUUACUGCAAUGGAGAUUUGGUAUUCUCAAAACUUGUUGAGCAGAGGUUCCCUAGCGAGUUCGAGUUGCGGGACCUUAUUGGCAGCAGACUGCCGGAGUCUCCAUUUGGGAGGAAUCUGGGGAAAACCUUGACUUAG